AUGCGUGAUUCGCUCGAAGAAUUUUGUCGUCGUCAGACUGAUUUGAAUAGAUUUUAUGGUUAUCUUACAGAGGAUAAACUCGACAGUUUACCGAUCGAUGCAGUUUAUCGAUCAGUAGGAUUUAAUGUAAACUGUAGUCGACAAGGCGUCAAUGGAAGUGCAGCACUUGCACGUCUUGCUCCUAUACCACUUCUCUAUUAUCGAACACCGGCAGUCGCUGUUGAACUUUCAGGAUUAUCGGCACGUCUUACACAUGGUGAUGAUAGAAUAAUUGAUGUCUGUAAAUAUUUUGGAGCACUGAUUACGGCUGCUGUUCGCGGUGAAUCUAAAGAAGCAUUACUUAGUCAUCGAUUUUAUGAUGAUCAUCGAGAUUGGUUCGAUUGGAAAGAUCUUCACCCAAACGUGCGUACUGUAGUUCUAGGAUCGUAUAAACAACGAAGUAAUCCUAAAAUUGUCGUUCGUUCUACGAGUGAUAUUAUUCAGAUGCUCGAAGCAGUCUUGUGGAUUUUCUGGACUGAUAAUAAUUCUUUUCAAAAAGGCAUACUCGAUGCCAUCAAUCUGAAUCAUGAUAUGAAAAACAUAGCAACUAUCUAUGGUCAACUUGCAGGCGCCUAUUAUGGUUAUAAUCGAAUUCCCAUGCAGUGGAUUCAAUACAUAUACGCGCAGAAGUUGAUAACUUGCACUGCUGAAUGGUUAUAUUUUCUGUCGGAUUGUAUGACAGUUGGCCUUGAAAAACCUAAUGAAACUCAAAAAUAUGUAUAUUCAUCAUCGAGAUCGCCAUCAUCAAAUAUGGUCGAGACUGUAAGACAAAAGCAGGUUCAUCCAAGGAUGCUCAUUGGUACAGUAGAAAACCAACAUGAUUCUGGAUUUGUCUCUUUUCCAAAACUGACGAAUAGCACCGUCCAUACCUUCAAAGACUUUCAUAAAAAGAAACUCACUGCCGCUCGUGUUUCACCAUGGGAUUGGUUUCGACCAACAAAUGAAUGA
Molecule: messenger RNA, 987 nt
Organism: Rotaria sordida
Lineage: Eukaryota; Metazoa; Rotifera; Eurotatoria; Philodinida; Philodinidae
Source: the annotation of a GenBank genome assembly